This is a messenger RNA of Sorex fumeus (smoky shrew), 1976 nucleotides long. It is a transcript of the gene FAM111A, whose product is annotated as FAM111 trypsin like peptidase A. NCBI's taxonomy places the organism in Eukaryota, Metazoa, Chordata, Mammalia, Eulipotyphla, Soricidae. Bases 195 to 1922 code for a protein of 575 amino acids. The transcript is spliced from 5 exons. The record is from RefSeq and is a predicted model, not a curated record.
AACCGCGCACUGCUGUUCCCAGGCUGUGUCUCUGAUCGGUUCUCUGCUGUGUAAAAAAGCAUCUUCGUGAGCGAGAGAAAGCGAGAGAGCAAGAGAGUGAGAGAGUGACCUCAGAGGAGAAAGACAGGUGGCAUACCUCUUCCAACAAGAAAUAAAGCAGCAGGAAAGUUCCAGAUUCUGCCUGGCAAGCCAUCAUGAGUUCUAAGAAUCGCAGAUCCCAGAGGAUCCCAUUCAAUGAGAAGACGAAUUUGAGAAUGGAGCAGUUUUUCUCUCCGGUCAGCAAAGAGGAAACGGAGAAGGACUCUGGGAAUGAUGCAAAAGAGAAACCUGGCAUCCAGGCCAAAGGGCCCAAAGAUUCGAAAAUAAAACUUUUAAUUCAAGUUGAGGGAGAAAGCAGACCAAUUGAGUAUUCACACAGCAAGAAAGACAUCUUAUAUAGGGCACUGAAGUGUGUUGGAGCUCUCAAAGCAAUCAUGAUCUCUCAGAGUGGCAAGCAAGUGCUGGUGCGUACCAUACAGGGCAUUGAAGCUUACUUAGCCCUUCACAGCCCCCUCCACUGUUUGCCUGAAGUCACUCGUUUGCAAAUUAUCGUAAUUAGAAGUCAGAGUGGGGAGACAGAAGUCAACAUCAACUGGUUACUUGACUAUUCUCCUGAUUUUAACACCAACUGUGUCAAAUUUUAUAUUCAUACAGUUGGGAAGAGGGCGGAAAGGAUUGUUCAGUGCAGGAAACUUCACAAGCAAGGGAACAAACUCUGUGUCUAUGGUUUUGAAGGAGAAACCAUUAAGGAAGCUUUGUGCCGGGACGGCAGGUUUCUGCCCUCUGUGGAGAACAGUGUUUGGAAACUUGUGGAAAACCAGGAAUACAUUUUAGAGAGCUCCCAGCUCGUGGAUGACCUGGAGGGAAGACUCUUUGAGCUUGAGUUUGAGAAAAGGAGUAGCUCAAGGACAGCCGGUGCUCAGAAUCUUGAGACAGGAGAGAGAAAUACAGAAGCAAGUUUAGACCUGUACCCUGGUUUGAAAACAGAAAGUGAAAAAUUCAAAGAAAACUUUGAGAAGGAAUUCAAGGGAGCCAAAAGAAAAGCCAGAUUCUUUAACUUACACAAAACAAACUUUUCAAAACUGGUCAAGGACUCUACUCCAGUGACAGUACACAAACUUCUUUAUAAUCUCAGCAGCUCAGUUGGGUACCUCUCAUGGAACAACAAGGGAAAUAUGGGCUGUGCCACCUGCUUUGUUUUUCACAAGCAGUUCAUUUUCACUUGUUGGCAUGUGGUGAGAGAUAUUGUGGGAAAGGGAGUAGAUCAAACUAAGUGGGCAACCUUAGUUAGUGAGUGUACAAAGGUGUCAUUUGGUUAUGAAACGGUUAUACAGAAGGAAGAGAAAUGCUUCUCUCUUGAGCCUUGGUUUGAGGUAGCUGAUGAAAGUCUUGAUUAUGCUGUUUUGAAACUGAAAAUAGAGAAAGUCCAAGUUCCUUGUGGACUCUACAAGGGACUUCAUCCUGCAUCAUUUGAUGGCUUGAUAUAUAUAAUUGGUCACCCAGAAGGAAAGCCAAAGUCUACGGAGUCUUGCCUUGUGAUCCCUCAGGCUCAGCGAGAACAAGAAUGUCUGGCUAGGCAGGCAGAGGUUCCCUUUUUCCACAUGUUCACUCAAAGGAGUUUCCAGGAAAUAAGUGAAAAUAAUGAUGUGAUUACCUAUCACAGCUCUUUUUUCUUCGGGGCUUCUGGAUCCCCUGUGUUUAAUGCAGAGGGUUCGCUGUUGGGCAUGCAUGCUGCUGGUCUGAGUAUUAACUUCCACAAAGAUACACUCAUUGAGUUUGGCCCGUGUAUGCGUUCCAUUCUUAGUCAUAUGGAGAAGAACUUUCCUAAGUGGUAUUUAGAAAUAGCUGCCAAUCCCAUUCAGGAUGAAGAAAUGGAGGAUUGAGAAUGGCGAGAAUUCAGUUUUCUUAAGGGAAAUUCCUUGCAUUCCAUAGGGCGU